Molecule: messenger RNA, 3521 nt
Organism: Erpetoichthys calabaricus (reedfish)
Lineage: Eukaryota; Metazoa; Chordata; Cladistia; Polypteriformes; Polypteridae
Gene: sardh
Product: sarcosine dehydrogenase
Exons: 21
Coding region: 144-2894 (916 amino acids)
Cellular component (GO): mitochondrion
Molecular function (GO): oxidoreductase activity; protein binding
Source: RefSeq, a predicted model, not a curated record
CAACCCUCCCACCUGACUAAGUUUCUCACCGUGGCUGACAGAUGGUGUGUUUAACGCUUGUGGGUGUUUUGUUAAGUGUUCGAAAAAACGUUUGAGAAGAACAAGAGUUAACGCACGCACAAAACAAUCAGGUGUAUGGGAUCAUGAGUGCUUUAGUCUCUUUUUUGCAAAGACGUCAAUUCUGUAGACUUCUGCAAAGAGCUUCGUACUUUUCACCCAGCCGUCUAUACAGUGUCACUGGGGAACAUACCAGAGAGAAGAAUGUUCCAUACACUAAGACUCUUAAAGAAGAUGGGUACAAAGAGAGUCAACCUACCAAGCCUCUUCCCAAAUCUGCAGAUGUUGUCAUAAUUGGAGGAGGCAGCUUGGGCUGUCAGACUCUUUAUCACCUCACUAAGAUGGGGAUGACAAACAUAGUACUCUUGGAGAGAGAUCGACUGACGUCUGGAACUACUUGGCAUACUGCAGGUCUUUUAUGGCAACUUCGUCCAAGCGAUGUGGAGGUAGAGCUUCUGGCACACACUCGACAAGUAGUAAGUAGUGAUUUGGAGCAAGAAACAGGACUGAGCACUGGCUGGAUCCAGAAUGGGGGGCUUUUCAUUGCUUCAAACAAGCAGCGUCUCGAUGAAUACAAAAGACUCAUGACGCUUGGCAAAGUCUAUGGGAUUGAGUCUUAUGUUCUGUCUCCUGCUGAAACGAAGGAUUUAUAUCCUCUGAUGAAUGUAAAUGAUCUAUAUGGUACAUUGUAUGUUCCAAAAGAUGGUACAAUGGACCCUGCAGGUACUUGUACAACCUUGACCAGAGCUGCUGCAGCAAAAGGAGCAACGGUUAUUGAAAAUUGCCCUGUAACAGGUAUCCAGGUACAGACAAAUGAUCUUGGUAUCAGAAAAGUGGAGGCUGUUGAAACAAAAUAUGGCUCAAUCAUGACACCUUGUGUUGUCAACUGUGCAGGUGUGUGGGCUAAUAAGCUUGGUAGAAUGGCCAGGGUGAAUGUACCACUGAUUGCAAUGCAUCAUGCCUAUGUGGUCACUGAGAGGAUUGAAGGAAUACAGAAUAUGCCCAAUGUUCGAGACCAUGAUGCUUCUGUUUACCUUCGUCUGCAAGGUGAUGCACUUUCUGUUGGAGGUUAUGAGGCAAACCCCAUCUUCUGGGAUGAGGUGUCAGACGAGUUUGCAUUUGGUUUAUUUGACUUGAACUGGGAUGUUUUUAUGCAGCACAUUGAAGGCGCUAUAAAUCGUGUACCUGUCCUAGAAAAAACAGGAAUAAAAUCUACAGUCUGUGGUCCAGAAUCCUUCACUGCUGACCAUAAGCCUUUAAUGGGUGAGGCUCCAGAAGUGCGUGGGUUCUUUCUGGGCUGUGGAUUCAAUAGUGCAGGUAUGAUGCUUGGGGGUGGAUGUGGCAAGGAACUGGCCCACUGGAUAAUCCAUGGCCGUCCAGAGAAGGACAUGUAUGGAUAUGACAUUAGGAGGUUUCAUCGUUCUCUUACGGAUCAUAAUCGCUGGAUUAAAGAACGCAGCCAUGAAUCGUAUGCCAAAAACUAUUCUGUUGUGUUCCCUUAUGAUGAGCCCCUUGCAGGUCGAAAUAUGAGAAAAGACCCCUUGCAUCAGGAACUACUUUCCCAAGGCUGUGUAUUUCAAGAGCGCCAUGGAUGGGAGAGGCCAGGCUGGUUCAGCCAGAAGGGAUCAGCUCCGGUUUUAGACUAUGAUUACUAUGGGGCAUAUGGUUCACAAAAGCAUACAAAUUAUAAAUACAACAAACUCCUAGGUGCAGAGUACACCUUUGAUUUCCCACCACAUCAUGAUGUUAUAAGGAAUGAGUGUCUGACCUGCAGAAAUGCUGUGGCUGUGUUUAAUAUGUCUUACUUUGGCAAGUUCUACCUGGUAGGACCUGACGCUAAAAAGGCUGCAGACUGGCUGUUUACUGCUGAUAUCAAUAAGCCUCCAGGCUCCACAGUUUACACAUGUAUGCUGAACAAGAGAGGUGGCACUGAGAGCGACCUCACAGUGAGUCGGAUUGAGCCAAGACCACAAAGCUCUGUUUUGGCCCCAGCAUUUGAAGGCUAUGGUUACUACCUCGCCAUAGGUGGUGCAGUGGCACAGCAUAACUGGUCACACAUUAAGACUGUGCUUCAAGACCAGAAGUUUCAGUGUGAGUUGUUGGAUUGUUCAGAAGAUUUGGGGAUGAUCAGCAUUCAAGGACCACAGAGUCGCUCAGUGUUACAAGAGGUCAUUGAUACUGACUUAAGCAAUGAAGCCUUUCCAUUCUCUACGCACAAAAUAGUGAAGGCAUGUGGCCAUGAGGUUCGUGCCAUGCGUUUGUCCUUUGUGGGUGAGAUGGGCUGGGAGCUGCACAUGCCUAGAGCUGCUUGUGUUCCUGUUUACCAGGCAGUAAUGGCAGCUGGAGCAAAAUAUGGAAUCAGCAAUGCUGGUUAUAGAGCUAUUGAUUCACUCAGCAUUGAAAAAGGCUACAGGCACUGGCAUGCUGACCUCCGUCCAGAUGACACUCCUUUGGAAGCAAGUCUGGCAUUUACCUGUAAACUGAAAGGGACAACUCCAUUUCUUGGCCGAGAAGCUUUAGAGGCUCAGAAAGCUCGUGGAUUGCAUCGACGACUCUUGUGUUUCACCAUUGAGGAAAAAAUUCCGAUGUUUGGACUAGAGGCUAUCUUUAGGAAUGGAAAGCCAGUGGGUCAUCUGCGCAGGGCAGACUUUGGGUUUGCCAUCAAUAAGACAAUUGGCUAUGGCUACAUCAGAGAUCCAGAAGGAGGAAUUGUCAGCCCUGAUUUUGUGAAAUCUGGAGAGUACACUUUAGAGCGCAUGGGUGUGGUUUACUCUGCAACUGCCUAUCUGAAAUCUCCUUUCGACCCCGAAAACAAGCGAGUGAGAGGGAUCUACUAAAAUGACAUGGAGGACAUCAGUUGUUGUGUCAUUUGUCUUUUCAUAAUUUGUACCGUAGGGCAAAUCUGUCUAGUGAAUUCUGCAGGACAGCAAUGUCAUAUUUUCUUCCCCUCUCAAUUAAGUGAUUUCUUUGAUUCUGAAGUUAUUCCUUUCAUUCUCUUAUCUUGUUUUUUUCAGUCACAUUAAAAGAAACAUCAGUAUGUAAGUAGCGGAUCAAAGGACAUUUAUGUAAUGGUGCAGUGGUGCAGUCACUGGUUUACCGUAUGUGUGUUCCCAUAUAGUCAGAUGGUGCUAACAAAAUGGGAAUAAUCUCUUCACUUAACAGUGGACUGGCAAACUUUAUGAUGAAAUAUAUGCCCAAAAACAUUUCUAACAAUGUGAAGUUAAUGCACGAAAAGGAUCCAGAGCUUUAUAUACUUUUCUCAAAAGUAGUUGAAAGGGACAGCGUGAAUGUGACAUUUUAUUUGUGGUUAGUAAUGCACACUUUGCAGAUACAGUAUUCACAUUUUUCUCUGAAAGAAGUCUUAUAAUUCCAAUCAUUCAUUUUUCAAAUACAGUUUUUGUACCAAAACAAGUGUUACUAUUACUAAAAUAAAAUUCUCCACUGAUCCAGUUUGGAGAAAAUAA